AUGUUUCAGUCUCAGCACGUCAUUGACUCCCUCAAACCCGAAAGCGUGUCUGAAUUUCGUGGAAAACUGAACUUCUCCAUUGCAUUCGAGAAGGAAAUAAGCACACUCCAUGUCCAUCUUCUUGAAGCCGUCGACCUGCCUGUCAAGGACAUCACCGGUAACUUUUUUUGCCUUAUCCUCGUCAUUCUGAAGCUAGCAAAUGAAAUGAAAAGAGAUGAAAUGGAGAUAAAUAAGUAA
Cylicostephanus goldi is the source of this 237-nucleotide messenger RNA. NCBI's taxonomy places the organism in Eukaryota, Metazoa, Nematoda, Chromadorea, Rhabditida, Strongylidae. The record is from the annotation of a GenBank genome assembly.